This is a messenger RNA of Laccaria bicolor S238N-H82, 701 nucleotides long. RefSeq lists its product as uncharacterized. The transcript has 4 exons. Lineage: Eukaryota; Fungi; Basidiomycota; Agaricomycetes; Agaricales; Hydnangiaceae. The record is from RefSeq and is a predicted model, not a curated record. The coding region runs from base 1 to 501 and encodes 166 amino acids.
AUGGGCGAUGAAGUUUCCUCCAGGUCUACUCUCUCGCAGAUCCCUUCAACAAAUUCCCGAAACGUCAGCAUUGCAGGCGAAAGUACUUUGAGUGCGGUGGGAAGCAGUAUUUACAACACAUCCAUUGAUACUGCCCACAAUUUGGAGCCAGCCCUUGACGUUGGGAAUUUUCCGCGAACUAUUAGUCGUCCCUCUGAUGCCCGGCUGCGCUUUGCUGAUACCAAGAAGAAUAAAUUUUGGGUUACAAUCAAGAAUUUUCUGCCUCGCUGCUCUAUUCUUAUAGCUGCCGUUGUCAUGAUUUCCAUAGGAGUGGCACGAGGUGGAAGCGCAUAUGGAAUAUACGUCGAAGGCGAAAGCACAGUUCAGCUCCAGGGGACGAAUGAGUUUGACAUCACUGGGUUUGACGAGUCUUAUGGGAUAGCCGUAAAAUGCGGCAGCAAGGUCGACAUGGCAGCUGGAAGUACUACAAAGAUCCGCAUCGACGGAGAUCCCGUUAGCUAGGAAGACAUAGAGGAUCAUCUGCAUUCCCCUUACUCCGUGUAACAGGCAUCUUGGAUAUGAAUCUCAGUGAGCAGAAUUACAAAAAACGGGUCAGAGGCAUUUCGGAAACCAAAGCUUAAAUACAAUCCAUGAUUGAAACCGAGAUAAUUAUACAUGUGAUGUGGAGAGAAAUUCCCAAAAGUCCAGACUGCGUGUAUAUG